Molecule: messenger RNA, 6989 nt
Organism: Xyrauchen texanus (razorback sucker)
Lineage: Eukaryota; Metazoa; Chordata; Actinopteri; Cypriniformes; Catostomidae
Product: protocadherin-15-like
Exons: 39
Coding region: 441-6827 (2128 amino acids)
Biological process (GO): homophilic cell-cell adhesion; sensory perception of sound; inner ear development
Cellular component (GO): plasma membrane; stereocilium
Molecular function (GO): calcium ion binding
Source: RefSeq, a predicted model, not a curated record
UCUUACCAUUACUUGAAGAGGACUGACGAACACCGUUCUGAAUCUGAGAAGCUAAUGGACUUCAUCCGCGUGAGGACAGUUAAAUAACUGAAAUCAGUGGAAGAACUGAAAUCACCGGGACUCUCGCGCCCCGUCUUCGUCUGAGACACACACACAUACACACACACACACACACACACACACACACACUGGAACUGAUACGGGAUGCGCUACGUGAAUCUGUCCGGAGAGACUCUGCGUGGAUUUUAAACCGACAUGGUAUGUUUGAGUGAUACGGAGACCGUCCGGUAAAUUCCUGACGGGAAGAAUUAAAGAUUUCACACGCGCGCGGGAGUGAAAACGAUCGCACGCGUAACUGUUGCUGUCAACGGCUGAGGGGAAAUGGAGAAAUGAAAUAACUCAAAUAAGCUGUGUGGCUUGGCAGUAGCCAGUAACUGAAGAUGAGGAGGCGCUGGUGGCUAUUGGGCAGUCUGGGGUCUGUGAUUUGCCUGUUUGUUAUCUUCACCCAAAUCUCAGCUCAAAACACUGAGGACUGGCACUAUGAGGAGUGUAAGUUGUCUCGGACGGGUCCACCUGCCACUAUCGUCACCAUCGAUGAGGAGAGUCCAAACGGUACAGUUCUGGUGGAAAACAUGCAGAUCAACGGUCGUGCUCAGGAUCCAUACAGAACCAUCUCUUUGACACUACUGGACAACUAUGAUUACUGGGUUAUCCUUGACCCUACACUGCAAAGACUGUAUCUCAACAGCACUGGACGAGUGCUCGACAGAGACCCGCCCAGUUCCAUCACCAGUAUCGUUGUUCAGGUUCAGUGCACCAAUGAGCUGGUGGGGGCAAUUAUUUUGCAUGAAGUACGGAUAGUGGUGAGGGACAGAAAUGACAACAUCCCUCGUUUCCAGCAGCCUGGAUACUAUGUAUCAGUUAAUGAGCUCACUCCAAUUGGUACCACCAUCUUCACUGGAUUCUCAGGAAACAAUGGAGCCAUGGACAUCGAUGAUGGACCCAAUGGACAGAUUGAAUAUGCCAUUCAGUACAACCCAAAUGACCCGGUGUCAAACAGGACUGUACGGGUUGCUGGGACUCUGUCUGGUAACAUUAUUUUGGCAGAGAGAUUGAACUAUGAGGAGAGAACUCGCUAUCUAAUUAUAGUCCAGGCCAAUGAUCGGGCUCCGUUUCCUGGAAGUCGUCGCACAGCAACCACCACUCUAACCCUGGAUGUUUUGGAUGGAGACGAUCUGGGUCCCAUGUUCCUUCCAUGUGUUCUGGUCAACAAUACUCACAACUGUAACCCCAUCACGUACCGCGUGGCCAUUCCUGAGCUCACAGACCCUAGCAAACUGAAUCCUCUGAAUGUGACUCCUCCUAUUCGAGCUGUUGACCAAGACAGAAACAUCCAGCCACCCUCAGACAGACCUGGAAUCCUAUUCUUCAUACUGGUUGGGCAACCAGCUGCUUACCCAGAAUUCUUCUCACUUAACAAGAGCACAGCAGAGCUUCGGCUGCUCAAACCUGUGGACAGAGAGCUAUACCAGCGCUUUACUCUUGUUAUUAAGGCCGAGCAGGAUAACGGUCACCCUCUCCCUGCAUUCGCUGACCUACAGAUCGAAAUUUUGGACGAGAACAACCAGGCACCAUAUUUCCAGCAGCCCUCAUACCAGGGCUUCAUCAGUGAGUCUGCCCCUGUUGGCACCACUAUUUCAGGGAAUGCCAACUUCACAGCCCCGUUGGGCAUCAUAGCACUGGAUAAUGACAUAGAAGAGACCAAAGAUCCUCAGUUGAAGAUUACUCUGAAUGACUACACCUCCAUCUUUACCAUCACGUCUACUGGCAUCACACGGUACCUCUCCCUGCUGAAACCAGUGGACAGAGAAAGACAGACGAACUACACAUUUACGCUGGUGGUAUCUGAUGGUGUUCAGCAAAGCAGACCUGUGACUGUGGACAUCGUGGUCAUCGAUGCGAAUGACAACACGCCCAUCUUCUCUCAGAUGUCCUAUAGUAUGGAGGUCUUCACUAAUAUGCUACCUGGAGAGACAGUCCUACAGCUGACUGCUCAGGACGCUGAUGCUGGUUUAAAUGGACUGAUCACAUACUCUAUCCUUGCUGGAGAUCAGGGCGAUUUCAUCAUCAAUAACCGCACAGGUCGAAUCACGUUAGCACCAGGGGUCAUGCUUGUCGUUGGUCAUUCCUACGCGCUUACCGUUAGAGCAUCAGACAACGCUCCAGACCCAGACAGGAGGAGCUCCAUAACUACGGUCUACAUUGAAGUUCUCCCGCCCAACAAUCAGAGUCCCCCACGAUUCCCCCUGCAGAUCUACAACCUGGAGAUCAGUGAGGCCAUGAGGAUAGGAGCCAUACUGCAAAACCUGCAGGCUACAGACCGUGAGUUAGAUCCCAUCACCUACCGAAUAGAGACCGGUGACCCACAGCAGGUCUUCAAUCUCUCACGAACUAUAGGUCUUCUGCUGCUGGCCAAACCUCUGGAUAGAGAGACUACUGACCAGUAUCGCCUUAUUGUCACUGCAUCCGACGGCCACCCAGGAGGGACUUCCACUGCCACAGUCAGUAUUGUUGUCACAGACGUUAAUGACAACGACCCCACCUUUGACCUCACACUAUCCAGAAACCUGACAGUGAAGGAAGAAGAGGCCAAUGUGUUUGUUGGUCAAGUCAGAGCCACUGAUGCUGACGCCGGGCUCAAUGGUGAGGUCCGGUACCGGCUGCUGUCCUUUGCAUCUCUGUUCACCAUAAACGCCACGGGCAGCAUCUUCACGGCAGUGCCGUUGGACCGGGAGAUGCGGAGCUGGUACAAUCUGAUCGUGGAGGUGUCUGAUGGGGCAGUGGACCCCCGCAGGACCACCAUCACGCUGCUGGUGGAGGUAACCGACAUCAAUGACAACAGCCCAGUGUUUUCCCAGCCCACUUACACAGUGAACGUUCCAGAGAACACCCCAGCCGGAACCAUCAUUCUGAGACUGAGCGCGGUGGAUGCUGAUCUCAUCUCUAACGUGACCUACAGAAUAAAAACGGAAGCGGCUCGGCAGCUCUUUGCCGUGAAUCGGCUGACCGGCGCCGUAUCGGUGCUGCAAGCAUUGGACUUUGAGGACUUGGCAGCAGGGAACAGCACCUACACCUUUGAAGUGGAGGCAUUAGAUCACGGUGGAGUUCUACCACCUGGCACGGCAACAGUCAUCGUUAGGAUCACGGAUAUGAAUGAUUUCUCUCCAGUCUUCAGUCAGGCACUAUAUAAAGGGAUGGUGGCUCCAAACGCAGAGAAGGGGACUGUCAUCGCAACUGUGUUUGCAGAAGAUCAGGACCCUCCCGGUACAGCCGCCAGUAAAGUGCGCUACACAGUGGACCAGGAGCUGUCUCCAUACAGUGGCAGUAUCUUUGAUGUAGAGAUGAACACAGGCAGAGUUAUCACCAAAGUCAACCUGAACGAAGAGCCUAAUGCCAUUUUCAAAUUGGUGGUGAUCGCCUAUGAUGAUGGAGAACCAGUGAAGAUGAAUAGAACCACAGUGGAAAUCACAGUUCUCCAGCCCUCCAGGAUUCCCAUCUUCACCCAGGAGGAGUACAGGUUUAGUCCAGUGAGUGAGAACGCUCCUAUUGGAACACCUGUGGGACUGAUUCUGGCUGCAGCCGUCAACACCACUGUCUUUUACUCCAUAGUGGAUGGAAAUCAGGGAGGUGUAUUCAAAGUCAAUAACCGCACAGGGAUUAUCUACACAAAUAAAACACUGGACUAUGAAAAGGUGAUCAGUUACGUGCUCCGGGUUCAGGCCGACUCCCUCGCCAUCAUCCUCGCCAACCUACGCGUUCCCUCCAAAACAAACACAGCAAAGGUUUUCAUCGACGUUGAAGAUGAAAACGAUCAUCCACCUGUCUUCACAAGGUCUCUUUACAUCGGAGGAGUGACAGAAGACACUAAGACAUUCACCACAGUCCUGAAAAUUGUGGCUACAGAUAUUGACACAGGAAACUACAGUAAGAUGGCCUACAGACUGAUCAUCCCUCCCACGGCAGAAGGGCAGGACAGUUUCGUUAUUGAGCCGUACACUGGUGUUAUCAAGAGCGCCAUCAUGUUCCGAAACAUGCGCCGAUCCUACUUCAAGUUUGAGGUCAUCGCUACAGACAACUACGGUCAGGGACUGAGCAGCAGAGCAGAUGUAGUGGUGUCAGUUGUGAAUGCGUUGGACAUGCAGGUUGUGGUAUCCAAUGUUCCACCCACAGUGGUGGAGGAGAACAAGGAGCAGUUGAUAAGUAUUUUGGAACGCUAUGUGCAAGAUCAGAUCCCUGGUGCUAAAGUGAUAGUGGAAUCGAUUGGCCCACGGCGGCACGGAGAGGGAUAUGAACUGGAGGACUACUCCAAAUCAGACCUGCAGGUCUACGCCAUCGACCCUCUUACCAACAGAGCCAUCUCCAGACAAGAGCUCUUCAAAUUUCUGGAUGGAAAGAUUCUGGACAUCAACAAAGAGUUCCAGCCAUACCUGGGUGAGGGCGGACGGAUUCUGGAGAUCCGUUCUCCUGACAUUGUGGCAAGUGUGAAGAAGGCUGCACAGGCAGUGGGCUACACAGAGGGGGCGCUGUUGGCACUGGCCAUUAUCAUCAUCCUGUGCUGCAUUCCUGCUAUUCUCAUCAUCAUGGUGACGUACAAACAAUUCAAAGAGAGGCAGGCAGAGUGUGCCAAAACCGCCCGUAUCCAGAUGGCACUACCUGCUGGCAAAACAACAGCAGCCCCUCGGACCAAUCUCUAUGAGGAGCUGGGAGAGAGCGGCAUGCGCGGCAUGGGCAGACAGCAGCAGCUGUUGAGACCCUCUCUGCUCCGGCCUGAGGCUCUCUCCAUGGAAUCAGGUAUCGACCCUGGACAAGACUACUAUAGCUACGAUCAAGGAUAUGAACCAUAUCCACCCUAUGGCAGCCGCAGGAGGCUGAUCACACCCAUGUAUGAUGAGUACGGAGAGGCCAUCGUGGAGGAUGAUAGUUAUUACUAUGGUGGACCAGAGGUUCGGGGAAGAGGGAGAGGUGGGCGAGGGAGAGGUCGUGGGCAUGGCAAAAGUGUGGGAUUCCAAGAUUUCCCACCAGAGGAUGAGAUUGAACCUGAGGCAGAGCCUGAGCUUUCUGCUGAGGAGCCAGUAGAGGCUGAACCUGAAGAAUCCAAAGCGACAAAGAGGCUGAGAUCUGUCAUGAAGCUCAGCAAGCUGCUUGCUGCUGGGAAGAAAGUUGAACAACCAUACACCUCCCCAUGGAAGAAGGCCAAGAUCUUCCCAAUGAUGUUUGGGAAGGGGAAGAAAGACAAAGAUUAUGCUAAGCUGACAUCUGCACGCCGUAUUGACAGUCAAGAGAGCCUGAGUGGUGGGCAGAGUCCAAGUGGUUCCAUUGAUGGCACAUCCUCGGCUAGGAGUCGACUUGGGAAAGUCCUGAAACGUAUUAAUCUGGCAAAUAAACUCAAAGCUAGAAGGAAAUCACAGAGUAGCAUCAGUCGAAGUUCUGUUAGCGAGAAGGAUGAAUCAGCGGAGUCAGAGAGGGAAGAGAGGAAAUCAAAAGUGUCCAUCAGUGUCAGUGAGCCAGAGGCCAGUGGGAGUGCAUCAGAGGCAGAAAGCCGAAAGAAGAGCUUAGAUGAGGACGAAUCAUCUGAGAGGAGCAGUUUAGCAGCAUCUACUGAAGAUAAGGACUAUCUGAAAGUGGAUCUGGACCGAGAUGAUGCCAACGAAAGCACAGUAGAUUCUGAAUCAGAGCCAGAAGAACCAGACGAGUCUGAUGCGGAGAGUAAAUCUAAAUCUGAAACCGAGAAGUCAGGAACUGAAAAAGAUUCUGAGGCAGAAGAAUCCGAAACAGAGAAAGGGUCAGACUCAGAGGAAGAAUCUGGCUUGGAGGGAGAGUCUGGGUCUGGAAAGACCUCAGGAACAGAAAAAUCUGGAACUGAAAAAUCAGGAACCGAAGAAGAGUCGAGUGCUGAGAAGAGCUCUGCCACCGAAAAGGAGUCAGAUGAAGAAUCAGAAGAAGAGGAAUCAAAAGGAACAGAAGUGUCGGGAUCAGGUUCGGAGCCAUCUUCUGCUCACUCUUCAAUGAAAUCCUCUCGCACUGGGGGAUCCUCAGAGCACUCUAGUGCAGGAACGCAAAGCAGUAGAAGUGGGAGUGUUUCUGGUAGUGCUAGUGGUACUCCGAGUGGCAGUGGAUCAGGUGGCAGCACUGUAGGGUCUUCCGCCCGGUCUUCUGUAAGGUCCUCAAAAGAGCCAUUGUCCAGUGAGGAGAGCAGUGCCAAGAGAGGGUCAGGGAGUUUGAGGCCCAGCGACUCUGAAGAGGCAUCUGAGACAGAAAAUAGCGAAUCUGCGGUGUCGGAUGAUGCAGGAUCAGAUGCUGUUUCAGUGUCUGGCAGCGAGAGAAGUUCCACAAGCUCUAGAUCUGCAGGAGGAAGUCACCGCUCUCGCAAGAGCAUCAUUACCCGAUCGUCCCAGGACAUCAUCGAGGAGGAGAGUGAGGAGGAGGAAGAAGAGGGUUCUGAAGAGGAGGAGGAUGAUGAAGCUGCAGAGGAGAGCAGGGAGUCAACCAGUGAGCUGAGUGAUGGAUCAGUGUCACAGAGGUCAAGUGUACCAGGAAGUGGAGGAGUUCCAAGCCCAUAUGUCACGGAAAGCAGUGUCACAGAGAGCUCAGAUGAAGCAUUUGGAGGCCUCUCACCCAUCACAGAGGUGGAUGAGGAUGCCAUAACCUCAGGCAGCGCCUCAGCAUCUGAGAGUGGCUCUGUGCGUUUCUCACAACAGUCUGGAACCGGAGGAACUACGGAGGAAAUAGAUGCAGAUUCUGAGUCUGGAGAUUCCACAGCUUUCUAAAAACACAAGGAGUGGUCAAAGCCAAGCUAUCAAAAAAAAGAGGAUCAAACUGGUAUUAGAUGGAGAGGAUGACACAACUUCCACAGGAGAGGACAGUGGACCGGACAUCCUACGGAAUCGUAUACCCAAUGUCAGCAGCAACGGGUCAGUGUACCUUGCCCA